Molecule: messenger RNA, 2263 nt
Organism: Morus notabilis
Lineage: Eukaryota; Viridiplantae; Streptophyta; Magnoliopsida; Rosales; Moraceae
Product: TBCC domain-containing protein 1
Exons: 9
Coding region: 75-1808 (577 amino acids)
Source: RefSeq, a predicted model, not a curated record
UUCUGGAAGAUCUGUAACUCACAAAUCUCUCUCUCUCUAAAAGGAGCUCGAAAGAGUUUCUCUCUCUACAAGAUAUGAGCGAACCCAUCGAGGCAUCUACGACGUCUCCGUCGCCGUCGCCGUCGCCGUCUCCAUCUCCGACGCCGGCGAGGGACCCGACCAGUCUGAUGCACCCCCGGCGAGAACCGUUCGAGCACGGCCUCCUCCCAAUCCCGAAGCUGAUCUUCACCGACCCGACCCAAACCCUAAUCCCGCUUAAGCGGAAGCUCGUCGAGCAGUCGUCGACGGGCCAGCGCAUCAGCGCCUCCGCCAUCGCCGACGCCUUCCAGAUCUCCAUUGACCACGCGCGCCUCGUUCUCGACACGCUCGCGUCGAUUCUCCACUCAGAGUCGGACCCGCUCGUCCGAGCCAAGCCGAGCGAGAUUGACGAUGUCGGUGCCGAUGUUCAUGAUCUGGUUCUUUUCCUCUACAUUCAGUCCUACAAGAGGCUUUUGCCGAGGACGCACAAGGACUCGGCUUCCGUCGCCGAUGUCUGGCCCUCUACUUCGGCUUUCGAUGGCUACUUGUCCGCUCUUUCGCCAUUGCAGCUUGUACGCAGCAACAGCCGUCGGCUUAUGCCAUCACAAGCUGAUGAAGAGGCUCAUCAGCUAUCAUAUCUGCAGAAGCACUUGGCUAACAUUCUGUCUCUUUUAGCAGAACCUGUGGAGGGAGAAGGCGAAGAAUCUCUGGUUUUAACCAUGGAGAGGUUUGAGCAUCUUGGGUUUCUGAUUCAAUUCGGUGACAAGGGAACGGAGGAAAGCCACUUGAGCCAGGCUGCUCCAUUUUUUGCCAAUUCAGAUCCUGAUAUGCCUGCCGUUCCUGUUCCUGCUGCACAAGUUCAUGACUGGGUUCUGCAGAAUAUAGCUUCCACCUUGGAGCACAUUUCUGAAAGGAAUAUUCCAAAAGAUAAUGGGCCCACCAACGUCUCAGAUCCAGAUGUUGCCAUGACUGAUGCUUGUGCAAAUUCAACCAAGGCUUCAACAAGCGCUCGGAGUCCUAGUUUUAUUGAAGGAAUCUCGAAAACCUCUCUUGUAAAGCAAGCGUUUGACUUGAAAGGCUCAUCUGUAAAGGUUUUAAACUCCCAUGAUUCUGUUAUUUACAUCUUAGCACCUCUGAGAUACGCCACAGUUUAUGGAUGCUCUGAUGCUACUAUAGUUCUUGGAGCUGUUGGAAAGGCUGUAAGAGUGGAACACUGCGAGAGAGUUCAUGUGGUUACGGCAUCUAAACGGGUCUGCAUUGCUAACUGCCGGGAGUGUGUGUUCUUUCUUGGGGUGAACCAACGACCACUUAUGGUUGGUGAUAAUCAUAAGCUGCAGGUCGCACCAUACAACACAUAUUACUCUCAGUUGGAGGAGCACAUGUCUGAAGUCGGCAUUGAGGCUACUAUCAAUAGAUGGGAUGAACCUUUGGCCCUUGGAGUGGUUGAUCCACACGAUUCAUUAUCUCAUCCAGCUGGCAUUUCUGAUGUUCAGGCCGAGUCAGCAACGCGCAUAGACCCAGAUCAGUUUACAAAUUUUUUGAUUCCAAACUGGUUUGCUGGUGAAUCCGCUGGUUCCACAAAAGACAACCCGUUUCCCUUGCCAGAUCCUUAUUUGGCAUCUCAGAAAAGAAAUCAAAAGAAUUUAGGAGAGGUAAAACAACUACUGAGAGAAGCACCCCUCGAAGAAAACCGAAAACGCGAACUAACUUGUGCGCUACAUGUGUAUUUUAAAGAUUGGUUAUAUGCCUCGGGGAAUAUCCGUCAGCUUUACUGCCUACAAGGGGACUAAUAAUCGCAAGGUGCUUAAACGACUAGGAUGGUACAGAAGAAGUUUUCUGGUUUCAUCUUUUUAUUCCUCUUCAUGUUGAUCUUUUCGAUUUAAGUGGUACCACAGGCAGCCGAAAUAAACCUCACGCUUUUUCAGAGUGGUACAUCAUUUUAAGCAUUUGCAGUGUUGCAACUUGCACAGAGUGGAAGUAGAAGUACAUUUCCUAAUCUCAUUGUAAUAUUUUUUUUGAAGAAAAAAAAAGGUAAUUUACAGUAAUAUUUUGUUGAUCUAGGUUCACAGCCUUGUGAAAAUUUUUCACCAAUUUCCUCCUUUUGAUCUAGAAUGCUGGAUUUUCAACUCUUGUCUCCACCUUUCGAGGUUUUAUCCAAUUUGAUAUUUUAACAGUAAAUUACUUGUUUCCGGUGACAGAGAACCGAUUAUGUGCUGUUAGGAUUUGGUCCUAGUAUGAACGAAGA